AGUGAAAAUUUCGUAGUUCUCGUGAUUUGUAAUAUUUUUUGUCCCCAAAUGCUUGAGUUUAUAAAAUUUGCCAAAUUUGAAAUCUGAAACUGCAGCAUUUCAUUGCUGCAUCAAUUUAUCAUCAUAAUAUAUAUGUUUUUUGCAUUGUGUAAUGAUACCUUACGUCAGCGUUUGAUGUUUACUUUUGUUUGAAAUGGAACAAGCUCAGGCCAAUGUAUCUGGAGCUGGGUUCCAUCAACUAAGUAUCACAGUCGAAUGCGCUCAUUUGAGAUCGGGCAGUGUCCUCACAUUGAAACCCACCCCCUAUGUCGAAAUCACGGUAGACGACAAAACCCCCUUGAAAACCGAAAACGUUAAGACCACCACCCAGCCGAAAUGGAACGAAACGUUCACGGUGCUCGUGACGCCUCGGUCCAAGAUAAACUUCGCGAUCAGAGACCACAACAGCUUCUUCCGGAAAGACACGACCAUCGGCGAAAAGAAAUUGGAUCUCUUCUUGCUGCUGUUCCACUUCAACGGCCGCUGCGAUUUCCUGGAUCUCACCUUGGACCUCACCAACGACAACAAGCAAGACUCUCCUGUCAAAGUGGGCGAGUUGAUGUGCACCUUCAAGGGGUUGGUGAUCGAUAUGUCGAGCUACAUGCGGUCGAACGCUUCGUUGCCCCUGGUGCAAAGUAACAGCGAGGUGAACCACAGGAGCGUGCUCAACGGGAUCAGAGCCAAGCUGAGGGUCCCGGGGGCCGAAAACGUGGCGCCCGCGGCGUCGAGGGGUAGCUUGGAGGGGGCCGAGGGCAGGGCUGUUAUGGCGGCUUUGCCUGUCUCGUCGAGUGCUAGCAGUGUUCCCAACGGCUCCAUUGGACCACCAGUUACAGUCCCGAAUGGUAAUGCAGUUCAUGCUGAACCGGAAGAAAACCGAACUGAAGAUACUGAAGCAUUGCCACCAGGCUGGGAAAUGAGGUUUGAUACUUAUGGAAGGCGAUAUUAUGUGGAUCACAAUACGCGAUCUACUUCUUGGGAGAGACCUCAGCCUCUGCCUCCUGGUUGGGAGAUGAGGAGAGAUCCACGCGGUAGAGUGUAUUAUGUGGAUCACAACUUGAAGAACACUACGUGGCAGAGGCCGAAUUCGGAAAGGUUGCAGCACUAUCAGCAAUGGCAGGGUAACCAACGUUUCCUGUAUCCACAACAUCAGCCGGCUCCAGUACCAGGUCCUUCUGCUAGUUCCGCUGCUGUUGUAGAAGAGGACGACGGUCUGGGCCCCCUUCCGUCCGGAUGGGAAAAGAGAAUGCAAACGGAAGGCAAGUGCCGCGUGUACUUCGUGAACCACAAGAACCGCACCACGCAGUGGGAAGACCCGCGCACGCAGGGCCAAGAGAUCGGCGAGGCGGCCGAGGAGCAGCUGCCGCCCCCCGCCGGCUGGGAGAUCCGCUACACGGAGGACGGCAAGCGGUACUUCGUCGACCACAACACCAAGACGACGACGUUCGACGAUCCACGGCCGGGCGCACCCAAGGGGCCUAAGGGCUUUUACGGCGUGCCGAGGGCGUACGAGCGAUCGUUCAAGUGGAAGAUCAGCCAGUUCAGAUUCCUGUGCCAAAGCAACGCCCUGCCGAGCCACAUCAAGAUCCAAGUGACGCGCCAAACCCUGUUCGAAGACUCCUUCCACACGAUAAUGCGCCUGCCCGCGUACGAGCUGCGCCGCCGCCUCUACAUCAUCUUCAAGGGCGAGGAGGGGCUCGACUACGGCGGCGUCAGCAGGGAGUGGUUCUUCCUGGUGUCGCACGAGGCGCUCAACCCGAUGUACUGCCUGUUCGAGUACGCCAACAAGAACAACUACAGCCUGCAGAUCAAUCCGGCCUCGUACGUCAAUCCGGAGCAUUUGACCUACUUCAAGUUUAUCGGUAGGUUCAUAGCGAUGGCCCUCUAUCACGGCCGGUUCAUCUACUCCGGCUUUACGAUGCCCUUCUACAAGCGGAUGCUGGGCAAGAAACUGGUCAUGAAGGACAUCGAGUCCAUCGAUCCCGAGUUCUACAACUCGCUGGUGUGGAUCAAAGAGAACGACAUCGACGAGUGCGCCUUGGAGCUGUACCACAGCGUGGAUUUCGAAGUGUUGGGACAAAUCGUCCACCACGAGUUGACGAAGAACGGUAAUCAUUUUUCUAGACAAUAUUUGCAUGAUGUAAGUCGGAGAAGGCUUAUCAAAACCAAUCGCUAUGAUCUAUUCAUUUUAUAUUUUAUUAAUUGGAAACUUGGUCAGGAAAGUGUUACCCAUUUCUACGUAUUUGUAGGCGACAAGGAACGCGUGACCGAGGAGAACAAAGAAGAGUAUUUGACUUUGAUGACCGACUGGCGGAUGACGAGAGGCAUCGAGCAGCAGACCCAGGCCUUCUUGGACGGUUUCAACGAGGUGGUGCCGAUCGAGUGGCUCAAGUAUUUCGACGAGAGAGAACUGGAACUGUUGCUUUGCGGUAUGCAAGAGAUCGACGUGGACGAUUGGCAGAGGCAUACGAUCUACAGGCACUAUACGAGGAACAGCAAACCGGUGAUGUGGUUUUGGCAGUUCGUGAAGCAGUCGGACAACGAGAAACGAGCCCGCCUCCUGCAAUUCGUCACCGGCACCUGCCGCGUGCCCGUGGGCGGCUUCGCCGAGCUCAUGGGCAGCAACGGCCCGCAGCGCUUCUGCGUCGAGAAGGUGGGCAAGGAUUCGUGGCUGCCCCGGUCGCACACCUGCUUCAACCGGCUCGACCUGCCGCCCUACAAGAGCUACGACCAGCUGGUCGAGAAGCUGACCUACGCCAUCGAGGAGACGGACACAUUCGGACAGGAGUGAGGGGAAGGGUGUUUGGAAAGGGAGGGAGGGCGAGUUGUGUACCUGAUUUGGGGGAUGAGGAGAAUGGUGGGUGAUGAACCGGUGGUCGCUUAUUAGCGUGCAUGAAUUCGUUUGGCCCGAACAUAUGCAUAGGCGAUUCCUAUAGACCAAUCAGAACAAUCCAAAAGAAGCGCCUGCUAGUUGACAAACGUCUAUAGAUACGGUGCAACAAAUACUCCAUGUGUGGGGAACUGGCAACUUCAUACUAUAAUUUUCAAGUACUUUGGUGGAUCAGUUGUUGUGCGUUCGAAUUCCACGCCGGCUAUCCGGGCUCAAUUCCUUUGAAGGUCGGUUUUUCUUUUAAUUCUGGUUUCUUUUUCG
Messenger RNA from Phaedon cochleariae (mustard beetle), 3187 nucleotides. The record is from the annotation of a GenBank genome assembly. Lineage: Eukaryota; Metazoa; Arthropoda; Insecta; Coleoptera; Chrysomelidae.